AACCCUUCUCUCUUCACUUUCUCUCUCCUAAUAAACUCUCUCUCUCUCUCUCUCUCUCCUCAGCGUUUUCUGAAACCGCGUCUGUUACGGCGUCUCACCGGCGACGGUGGCCGGAGGAUUAGCCGGGGAGUUCCGGCCAGUGGCGGUGGACUGUGCAAUUCGGGCGGGUGCAUAACGGCGGUGGUGGUGGAGACGAAAGUGGGGUGGGUGUGAAGGAUCCAAAGCGGCGUGCAUGUGGAUGCGGCGGGAGUUCGUCGGAAUAGUGAAUAGGAAGAAGGCCUUUAAGCGGAGGCGUUGUUGGAUGGAUUAAUUGGGGAUCGCGGGGGGAGGAGGUGAUGGGGAAGUUGGUGUUCGGCGUGGCGGUGGGCGUGGCGGCGGCGGCUUGUGCGGUGGCGGCGGCGGUGGUCGGUCGGAGGGUGAAGAGCCGGAGCAAGUGGAAGAGAGUGGUCGGGGUUUUGGAAGAGCUUGAGGAGGCGUGUGACACUCCUGUGAGGAGAUUGAGGCAGGUGGUCGAUGCUAUGGCCGUCGAAAUGCACGCUGGGUUGGCCUCUGAAGGUGGUUCUAAGCUCAAAAUGCUACUCACAUAUGUCGAUAAUCUGCCUAAUGGGAGCGAGAAAGGAACUUUUUAUGCUCUGGAUCUUGGGGGUACUAACUUUAGGGUUUUGAGAGCUUGUCUUGGUGGCCAGAGGUCUCCUAGCUUGAAACAUGAUGUAGAGCGGCAGCCGAUUCCCCAGCAUCUUAUGACUGGCACAAGCGAGGAUCUCUUUGAUUUUAUUGCUACAUCACUGAAGACGUUUGUAGAGAAAGCCGAUGAUCCUGAACAGUUGGUGGCUAGAAGAGAACUUGGAUUUACAUUUUCCUUUCCUGUUAAACAAACAUCUGCAUCAUCAGGCGUGUUGAUUAAAUGGACUAAAGGAUUUUCCAUUAAAGACAUGGUUGGGCGAGAUGCUGCAGAAUCUUUACAACAAGCGAUUGAUAGGAGUGGACUAGAUAUGAGAGUAUCAGUACUGAUUAAUGACACUGUGGGAACAUUGGCUGUUGGACGUUACCAAGAUCCUGACACGGUUGCUGCAGUUAUAAUUGGCACUGGCACCAAUGCUUGCUAUCUUGAGCGUACAGAUGCCAUUAUAAAAUGCCAGGGGCUUCUUACGACAUCUGGAAGCAUGGUCAUCAACAUGGAAUGGGGAAAUUUUUGGUCUUCUCAUUUACCAAGAACUACUUAUGAUAUUGAUUUGGAUGCCGACAGCCCCAAUCCCAAUGAUCAAGGCUUUGAGAAAAUGAUAUCGGGUAUGUAUCUCGGCGACAUUGUGAGAAGAGUGAUUAUGAGGAUAUCACAAGAAUCUGAUGUUUUUGGCCCUGCUUCUACCAGGUUAUUAGUGCCCUUCAUUUUGAGAACGCCAUUGAUGGCUGCGAUGCACGAGGAUAGCUCUCCGGAUUUAACAGAAGUAGCACGGAUCCUAGAAGACAUCCUGGAGAUCACUGAAAUACCCUUGAAGGUUCGAAAGCUUGUAGUGAAAAUAUGUGACAUUGUGACACGGAGAGCUGCUCGCUUGGCAGCUGCUGGAAUUGUGGGCAUCCUGAAGAAGAUAGGGCGGGACGGGAGCAGUGGAAUCGCAGGUGGAAGAAGUAGAACCGACGUCAAACUUAGACGAACAGUUGUUGCGAUCGAGGGAGGUUUGUAUACAGGCUAUACAAUGUUCAGAGAGUACCUACAUGAAGCUCUGGUUGAAAUACUUGGAGAGCAGAUAGCCCCACAUGUAAUUCUAAAGCCAACUGAAGAUGGUUCGGGCAUUGGGGCAGCACUACUUGCAGCUUCUUAUUCAUCCAACGACACGGUACCUGUGGAUAACAACGUAAACUCGCUAUAAAUACACUCACACACAUUAUAUGAUUACAUAUAUAAAGUAUUCAUAUAGCUAUUAUACACACAAAAAGUAUAGCUCCCCUAGCCUUGUACAUUUAGCAAUUCAUUUCAAUAUUUGAUAUCUGUGUAUAAAGAAGGUUGUCCAUAUUUAAUUUUUCUUCUUCUUUCUAUUGCUUAAAGUUUUUAGUGUUCUUUCUAUUGGAUUGUUUCUUUAUAUUCAUUGCAAAAUGUGAAGUUAUGUACAAUUACAGAUCAUGAUUUCAAAUGGCAUGGAAAUAUAAUGUGAAAAUUGCCCUUUACCCUUCCCA
Messenger RNA from Momordica charantia (bitter melon), 2172 nucleotides. Its product is annotated as hexokinase-3. Gene Ontology annotation, cellular component: mitochondrion; cytosol. NCBI's taxonomy places the organism in Eukaryota, Viridiplantae, Streptophyta, Magnoliopsida, Cucurbitales, Cucurbitaceae. Gene Ontology annotation, molecular function: D-glucose binding; ATP binding; hexokinase activity. Gene Ontology annotation, biological process: carbohydrate metabolic process; intracellular glucose homeostasis. The record is from RefSeq and is a predicted model, not a curated record.